Molecule: messenger RNA, 813 nt
Organism: Copidosoma floridanum
Lineage: Eukaryota; Metazoa; Arthropoda; Insecta; Hymenoptera; Encyrtidae
Source: RefSeq, a predicted model, not a curated record
AUGACCACUGUCCUCAGUGGGCAGGCUCUACCAAAGAAACACCCGUUGACGCCCUUGGCUCCCUUUAUCGUCAACUCUGAAAAUCUGCACGUUGGUGGGUGGCUUGAGAACGCUACACUGCCUUCCGAACAGCGCCACCCGCCUUUUAUCAGUAGAUCCUGCAAGCUCGCUCAACUCAUCAUCUCAUUUGCCCACGUGCAAGCUUUACAUGGAGGAAAUUGUGUCACAAAUGCUUACGUAGUGCCAAGGGCAUGGAUUGUGGGUGGUCCUCGCAAGGUGAAGAACUAUCUGCGCCGAUGUGUGACCUGCGCCCGUCUUCCAGAUCAGCCCUCUUCUCAACUGAUGGCCAACCUGCCAGCCACUCGAUUAACCCUGUCUCGUCCAUUUGCUCGAACCGGUUACGCCAGCCCUUUCUCCCUGCUAUCAUCCAAAGGCAGAGGAAUCCGAACGACCAAGGGAUACAUCGCAGUUCUCGUCUGCCUCACUACCAAGGCACUACAUCUUCAGUCUGUUGGCAACCUGUCUAUGGUAUCAUUUCUCGGGGCUCUUUCUCGCUUUAUUGGACGCCGAGGUUGUCCUUCCGAAAUGUGGAGUGACAACGCGACUUGCUUUCGAGGCUCUGACGUUGAGCUCCAAGCUGCGCUGCGUGAAGCAGAGCUGAAAAGGGACGUCAUCGCUGGCACUUUGGCGGAGCAAGGUAUUCCUUGGCAUUUUAUUCCUCACGGAGCACCUCACAUUGGCGGCCUUUGGGAGGCUGCCGUCAAAUCCAUCAAAGGCCAUCUCCAGAGACUCAUAAGUUUUCCUAACUUAUGA